Messenger RNA from Amblyraja radiata (thorny skate), 948 nucleotides. It is a transcript of the gene bean1, whose product is annotated as brain expressed, associated with NEDD4, 1. The transcript is spliced from 4 exons. NCBI's taxonomy places the organism in Eukaryota, Metazoa, Chordata, Chondrichthyes, Rajiformes, Rajidae. The annotation marks the transcript as partial. Gene Ontology annotation, molecular function: protein binding. The record is from RefSeq and is a predicted model, not a curated record.
ACCACAUGGAGAUGUUUUAAACGAGGUCACACACACACGCAAUCUUGCCUGAGGUCCCCCUCUCUCUCCCAAUACACCAAGCUGGAUGAGAUGCAUUGUGUCUAGUUGUGGAGAGCGGCGCAGCUCUCUCGUGGAAGUAAUCCAGUGCUCGUAUUUUAACAGAAAGAGGAUGAGCAGCUAGGACGAGCAGAGCGCUGGAGCUAACGGGUUACUCGUCCAUUGCAGCAGAUAAAUAUUUUGGCAGCGAGAGGCAGAGAGAGAGAGAGGGGGAGAUUUCAAGCAAAUGGUAACCACAUCCAGCCGCGAAUGGAAGGUAUAAAAAGGCCCUUUUUACGUUAAAAAAAAAAACACAACUCCCUCCUUCUCCGAUCGGAAUCACCCGCCGACAGGGAGGGGCAAAGACGAAGGGGCAUUCAUCUUAAUAGUUAUUCGGUUCGUGCAGAUUUAUGGAUUAAGAACCAGCAUAUGGAGAUUAUCGUUAUUUACCUAUGCUCAGCCAGUGUCUUUUGCCUUCCUCUCAUUCUUGGGAGCUCCAUUCGUGUCGGUCUAGGAGGCAAUUACUCCAAUCUCUAUGAAAAGAACAUACUGCCCUGCAAGAAGGAUGAACUCCAGUGUGGCAAUGGUCUCUGUCUUCUCAACUGGCUGCGUUGUCACUACCGGAAGAACUGUGCCCGAGAGUACACCUCCAUCAAGUUAAUAUGCUCAAAGCUGCUGACCAACCAGAGUGGAGGGAGCGCGGGAUACCCGCAGUACAACGAGAGCAGCAGCGAUGCCAGCCUGCUAGUAUCGCCCCUGGUGGUGGCGGGCAUCGUCAUCGGCCUGGUCCUCUUCCUCUCCUGCAUGACCAUCAUCGUGGGAAGCUUCCGGAAGGACAGCCGGCUGAGAAACUCCAACGCCAGGAUGGAGGCCAGUUACGGUAAGCGCGGUGGCGAUCCCCUUCCCUCUCCU